Lactuca sativa (garden lettuce) is the source of this 1243-nucleotide messenger RNA. The record is from RefSeq and is a predicted model, not a curated record. Lineage: Eukaryota; Viridiplantae; Streptophyta; Magnoliopsida; Asterales; Asteraceae.
UCUAUAUAGUGACUUUUGAGCUCCUUGUGGCAUACGUGGCGUUUUCUGGGGUUUACGUAUUGCAAGUCGCUUCUUUGAAUUUCCCUCAUCUCUUCUCUUGUCGUCUUCUUUCUGUGUUUUGUUCUUUCAGAGAUUGUCCUCGCUGCUGUCCUCUUCUUCUUCCUCAGUUUUGCAUCUGCGCUUUUACAGUUUCCGUUUUGGGACAAAAUUGGUGCUCAGCUAUGGAAUCGGUUAUUGAAGGUUUAUGGUUGCUUUCUGCCAGUAUGGCGCUCUUUCAAGACAUCGAGGAUGUAGGUGGGGGCAAUAUAUGUCAAAUUGGCUUAAUGCUAUUAAAAUGCAUGAUGAUUAUUAAAAGGAAAAAUGAGUUACAUGAAGAUAGCAUGUAUGACUUUUAUACACUUCAAGUUGCACAUGUGAUUUAUAGUUGUAAAUUUGGAAUGCCUUAUAUUGACUAUCAAUCUUUUUGUAGAUAUUUCGAUCAAGGUAUGGAUGUCAGAUGAAGUAUUUUCUAGUUUAAACAACUUUUUGUAACUUAAAUAGAGAAACUUAUAAUAUUAUACACCUGUUAAUUAGAAUUAUGAAGAAAAAAAUAUUUUGAAACCAAGUGGCAGCCCAGCCAAAUAAUGUUUUAAUUGAAGAAACAAAACUCAUAUACAAAUUUACACUGGCUUAGUUUUUUGCUUACUAGAUUGCGGAAAUUGUCGAUAUUCAUAAACAAAUCUAGAUACAUAAAGCGCACAUAAUUUAGCUCGGAUCUCCAUAUCCACUAUCUUAGCUAAAAAGAAAUCUUAUACUACUACUAGCAGUCUAGCUGCAAUGUCUAUCCCAGAACAGCUCCUUAUUUUCUUAUAUUGUGUAAUUAUUUUUGGGUAAGAAUUCAAAGGUUUGUAUGAGAGUAGAGGAGAGUUUGAUAUGAGCGAAAAUGUUUCCAACAAAUCAACGUCAAAAUUGACCAAAUCUAUGAAAGAAGCUUACAUAUACUAUAGGGGAACGGCGACUACAAAAAACUUCAAGGAAUUGUGAACGGAGGUUGGCUGCUGAUUCGACGGGCUCCAUCUUCUCAAAAUUUCGACGACCAACGGUGAUGUGAACACAUUGAGAUGAUAUGUUGUGUUUAUAUUUAUAGUAGAGUAAUUGCGAUAAGGGAACAGGUGAGAGUGAUGGAACACCUCCGAUAUGUGGUGGUUGUACUUGUAGGUGGUAGAGUGCUAAUGGAGAGAACAAAUUACUAAAUGGCCUUUUG